Molecule: messenger RNA, 1212 nt
Organism: Talaromyces marneffei
Lineage: Eukaryota; Fungi; Ascomycota; Eurotiomycetes; Eurotiales; Trichocomaceae
Exons: 3
Coding region: 1-1212 (403 amino acids)
Biological process (GO): transmembrane transport; zinc ion transport
Cellular component (GO): membrane
Molecular function (GO): metal ion transmembrane transporter activity
Source: RefSeq, a predicted model, not a curated record
AUGGAGGGCCUCUUCACUCUGCUCACCUUGAGCAUUGUGAUGGCUGUAACAUCCUUCCUCAUCGGUGCAUUGCCGCUCAGUUUCACCCUCUCCACCUCACAGUCACGAUUCAUCUCGUCCUUGGGCAUGGGCAUAUUGGUCGGCACAGCACUUGUGAUUAUUAUUCCCGAAGGCGUGGAAACACUCUACAGCUCUCAGAAUUAUCGCUCGCCUUCAACCCUUCAGACCCGUGGACUCGAUGUCCGAUGGCAGCACAGAAGUUCGCCCGUUCAUAUCCUACCACCGAGAGCAGUCCCAGAAAUUGACGCUUUACCGGGUCCUGUCAUCCCGGAUGCUGCCUCUUCGUUUGGAGAUGCAGCGCCACCGAAGACUCCAACAACACCGGGAGAAGUGCACGCCUUGGAUAUCGACGGAGGAAGUGACGUCGGCGACUCCCACAAGCAUGAGCACGAAGACGAAAUUAGCGCACUCCAUGCUUGGAUUGGAAUCUCUCUUAUUAGUGGAUUUAUUCUUAUGUACAUCAUCGAUAAGCUACCCUCUUUCGCUUCGCCGCCGAAAGCAAGACGACUACCGUACCACAUAUCACUAGACAAUCUCGGAGGAUCCGGUUUACGAAGAAGCUCCUCGCCCAACCGAGAUGGCGGAUUACUCGAUCAGGACAACAACAACAACAACCAAAACCCACACUCUUUCGCAAUGACCACCGGUCUGGUCAUCCAUGCCGCAGCAGACGGCAUUGCCCUGGGCGUAUCAGGAUCUAACUCCAGCCUGAGUUUUAUCAUCUUUCUCGCGCUUCUUGUACACAAAGCGCCUGCCGCGUUUGGCUUAACAUCUGUACUUCUGAAGCAGGGACUUUCUAGUCGAGUUGCGGGUCGUCAUUUGCUGGUCUUCAGUCUGGCUGCGCCAGUGGGGGCUUUGAUGACUUUUAUCAUUGUGCAUACUCUUGGUUCUGGGUUCGGGAGUGAUGAGGCUUCUAAUCGGUGGCGGACUGGUGUUUUGCUCUUGUUUUCUGCGGGCACAUUCCUAUACGUCGCGAUGCACACUAUACAGGAUAUUGCGCCUUCAUCGUCUCCGUCUCCGUCUCAUUCUCAUUCCAAUGGCUACGCAGACUCGCGCGAAACCCCGAAACCAAAGGGAUCGAUACAAGAUUUGGCGGUGUCUGUUGUGGGCAUGAUUCUGCCUUUAUUUUUGCAGAUUGGACAUGCGCAUUAA